This is a messenger RNA of Naegleria lovaniensis, 1581 nucleotides long. RefSeq lists its product as uncharacterized. Bases 1 to 1581 code for a protein of 526 amino acids. Lineage: Eukaryota; Heterolobosea; Eutetramitea; Acrasida; Naegleriidae. The record is from RefSeq and is a predicted model, not a curated record. The transcript has a single exon.
AUGGCGAAAAGAGACCUCACCUCGUUCAUUGAGUUUCAAACCAAUCUCUCAUCACGGUCGUCAUUUCAAAGCAAGAAACAAAAAUUAACUCCAACAUGGAUAAAUGAUGAUGGAAAUGUUCGGAUGAUCCUUGUUGAUUUUUCAACUUGUUUAUUUUGUCAUGAUGAUGAAAAUUAUGAACACACUCGGAAUGUAGAAUUGUUAUUGAAAAAGAAAUUCACAUGGCAACAAGAAGGAAAAAAGAAAUGGCUUUUGAACCGGGAAUUGCAAUAUUAUAAUUUCUUUCCAGUCGAAUUUAUGAAUGAUCGUGAAUUUGUGUUGAAUCAUAUCAAAAAGUAUGGAUAUGGAUUGAAGUUUGCAUCCGCAUCAUUACAACAAGAUCGAGAUUUUGUUUUGAAAGUGGUUCAACAAAAAGGUUCAGAGUUACGAUUUGCAGAUGAAGUUAUUCACAAUGAUAAAGAAGUGGUGUUGACAGCCACAAAGGAAAAUGAUGAAUCAUUUAGAUGUGCUUCAAAAGCACUUCGAUAUGACAGGGAAUUCGUGUUGGAAGUUGUGAGGCAGAAUGGAAUGGCUCUUCAGUGGCACCAUAAAUUUGGAAAUGACAAAGAAGUUGUGCUCACUGCUGUCAAACAAAAUGGAAUUGCAUUGCAAUUUAUUUAUUAUUUCAGAUAUAGAAAUUCAGAUUGGUAUGAAACAGUUGCAUUGGAGGCAAUCAAACAAAAUAAGAAUGCACUUCGAUAUGUUUCAGAAGAAUUUCUUCGAAAUCAUGAUUUCAUGUUACAAGUUCUCAAAUUAAUAUUUCCAGAUGAGUUUGAAACCUCAUGCUCUUUUGAUUAUUCAUCGAAAGAAAUCAUGAUGAAGAUCAUUCAAGAAUUUGGAUUUUUACUUGAAUUUGUGUCAAGUGAACUCAAAAGUGAUCGAGAUGUUGUUUUGAAUGCAGUUAAAAAUGCUGGUACUUCACUUCGAUUUGCAUCAGAAACUUUGAGAAAUGACAAAGAAAUUGCAUUAAUGGCUGUUCAACAAAAUGGUUGGGCAUUAGGAUAUGUUUCUUCAGAUUUGAAAGGAGACAAAGAGGUUGUGUUGGCUGCUGCAAAUCAACAUGGAUAUGCUCUUGUAUAUGCAUCAGAAGAGUUGCAGAAUGAGCGAGAAGUAGUCUUGAGUGCAGUAACUCAAAAUGGAGAGUCAUUACGUUAUUCUUCCAAUGAGAUGAAGAAAGACAGACAAGUUGUGUUGACAGCUGUAAAACAAAGGUGUGGAGCCAUUGAAUUCGCAGAUGAUGAAUUGAAAAAAGACGAAGAAAUUGUGAUGGAAGCUAUCAAACGAGAUCUCAGUUGUUUUCAUUAUAUUUCAAGGAAAUUAUUUUGUGACAAGUCAUUCUUGUUGAAAGCUGCAAAGUUUGGAGAUAACACACUUCUACAAUAUACACCCACAGAAAUUACAGACGAUCCUGAAUUUAUGGUGAAUCUUCGAGAAGAAAUCAAAAGAUCUGGGUUUGUUUCAGAAUACAGUGACGAAUUAUAUUGUGAAAGAAUGGAAUACUUUUAUUAUGGAGUUUAUUUGGGAACGAUGUGUAGAAGGUAA